This is a messenger RNA of Parnassius mnemosyne (clouded apollo), 3940 nucleotides long. The record is from the annotation of a GenBank genome assembly. Lineage: Eukaryota; Metazoa; Arthropoda; Insecta; Lepidoptera; Papilionidae.
AGUCUGGCGGCAAAACAAACCAAUAUCCAUAAAAAAGAGAGACAGAAAGAAGAAAAGCAGAACAAGAACCAAUAUUCAGCUGUCCUGUCCAUAUUUAUUUAAAUAUUACUAGCACAAGUGCUCUUGUUAUAGACUUGGUUUUGUUUAGCACAAAUUAAGUAUAAACUUGUAUAAUUUUUGGGUAAAAAGUACUGUGUGGUUCUUAAUUUUCAUUUCUUUUCUCUCAUUAUCUGCUCAUAAUGCUUUUUAAAUCAGAAACAAUUACGAAUUCAAAUCAAGCUCAAUUUCAAGCGGUAGACCUAGACAGAGAAAUUAUUAAUUAUAGGGAUUGUUCAAAACGAUUCUACCAAGUAUCACGCAAUUUUUCUAAGCAAUAUGCUCAUAUAUAUUCUGCGAGGUUAAAUACGUUCAGGAAUAUUUUAAUUCCAAUUAUUAAGAAGAAGUGGUCGAAUAAAUAUAAGAUUUUAAAGUUGUGUGAACUACGGGAAAAGAGUACAUUAUGUGUAAUUAUUGGUACGCUUUUCAAACAUCAACAGUUGAAACCAAGCAUAUUGAAAGAGCUUUCCGACCAGCUAGAGAUUAUUCCCCAGCCUACAAGGUUUGCCACCUUUACUUCAUAUCUAAUUAGUGAUUACUAGAAUUUUAUUGUACAGUUAUAGUGUCUAACUAAAAUACCUCUUUGUAGAACUCAUUUUGUCCAUGAAUCUGAUAGUCUUGUUCUAGAAGAUGAGCUUCAAAGGAUUAAAUUAUCUAAUAACUGCAUUGAUGUACAUGAAGUAGUCACUGGUGUUGUUGUUGCUAUCCUUGGUUCAGAAGAUGAGGAUGGGGUAUUUACAAUUAAAGAUGUGUGCUGGCCUGAAUGUAAUAUUCAAAAGCCUCUACCAGAGUUAAGCAGUGAUAGGUGAUUAAAUUUAGCAUUAACUAGCAUAGUAAACAUUCUUUUUUAGCUUUUUUUAGGCUUUCAACAUGAUUUGAACAAAACGUCCCUCAGUGCUACAAGCAAAUCAUUCACUAAAAUAUCAGUGAUGUUAAAUUUAUAUAAAGUCAAUUUAUUUUAUUUCAUUUUAUGUUUUAAGGUUAAUCAACUAAUUAUAAAUGUAUUUUAACACAGUUUUUUUAGCAUAACAUAGCUGAUAUAAAGCAAAGCAGAUAUAUGAUUAGAAUAUAAUUUUCAUGGAUUAUAAUGUGUUUAUUUCAGCUAUAACUAACUAUAUUGUGAUCAAACAUUGAUAAACACUUUUAAAAAAUCUGCAUAAUAUUUAUACAUAGUUAAUUUCAAUUUAAGGUCAAGUUUAUUGCUUUGUGCAUGAAAAUAUGGAAAAUACGUGCUAUAUCGAUUUUUCGCUCUCCCUCCCUAAAACCUCUACUUUAUAAUUUUUAAACCAAAUCGUUAGAGCCGUUUUCAACAACAUUAUUACAAAAAUAAAAAUUCAAAUAUUUGAAGGUUAAAAACACUAUGACAAAUUAAAAAUAUAUUAAAUAUGAUUUUAGUAUCUCAACAGAACACAAUCCAAAAAGGUUUAUUCAACUUCUUUUUGAGAGACUUCAAACCCUGGUUCGUCGACCCAUUGACAGGUUCAUGGUUCAUUUUAUUUACCCACAGAUCAGUAUCACUAGUGAUUAGUUUUAGUUAGUUUAGUUUGCAAGGGGUUAUUUUCUGCAUAUCCACAUCCCAAACGCGUCUCUUGCGAGUGAGCAGGAGUAUUGUAGAUAUUCAAGCCAUGAAAUUUUCUCAAAGAAGUUGAGCCAUUCCUUGAUGUUGCCGACGACCUUAGAGAGCGCCAUCGCACUUAUGUAAAACAAAUGUUUGUUAAAAGAACUAUGUCCAGUAAUAGCACUUGUUGCUAUCCCAAACUGGAGUUUGUUUAGUCGCAUUAGCGACUUGGAUAUACGACCAUUAAUUGCAGUCAAGGCUUCCUUAGCUUGCUUGCUAUCUCUGCUUGGUUUUUCCAGCUAAGCUAAGCGUGUGAUUAGUGUUGUGUUUAUGUUCUAUUUUUUUAUUCGGUCGCUUGAUGUGUUUGGUGUUCCUAUAACAAACUUCACUGGCAAUAAUAAUUUCUUUCAAUAAUGCUCAAAUCUCGUAUACAUAUUUAACACUCGGAUCAACCUUUUAUUUUUUGUUUUUUCGUUAAUACAUGAUAUAAGAUAUGAAUAUGGUAUUGACACCAUAUUCAUAUCACGCGAGGAAGAUAACUGCAAACAUUUCAUAUUGUUAUUUAUCUACACACCAGGAAAAUAAUCUGUUAUAUUGUUCUGCAGAAGGAUAUUAUCUUCUGUUGUCUUUAACGGCUUAAUGAAUUUACACAAACAAGUAAGCGUCAGAAUUGCGAAAACAUGUCAUUUAUAUAUAUUAAAAAUAGAACUGGACUAAGAUGUGACCCCUGGGGAACGCCAGAUAAAUUUUUAGUGUUCAAUUAAUUUAACAUCGUUAACCACUACGUAAUAUUUGCGACCAACCACUAUGUUAAAAUAUAAAUUAUGUAUAGUAUUCUUUUACAUAUGAAUUUCGUUAUAAUUUUUUUGGAUCACCCCUCUUAAAUUGGUCGUCGUUGUGAGGAAUAAAUGUAUGUUAGUUAUCCUUUAACUGUUGUUUAAAUGCUUGAUCUUUGCUUUUGCUUUAUAUUGUUUUCAAUAACAUUAAUGCUUAGAAUAUAAAUAAUUGUUGCAGAUAUGUAGUCCUUAUGUCAGGUCUUAAUAUGGCAUCUAAGUCAGCUGAUCAUUUGUUCUCUUUAAAUUUAUGCCUUGAAUGGUUGUCUGGUUUUUGUGGCACUUCAGAAUACCAAAAAGAUAUUUCCAAGAUUGUAAGGGUGAUUAUUGCAGGUAAAAAUAAACAUUUUAGUCUCCACAUGAGAUAACAACUAACUAGUAAUAAUUUAAAUUGAAAUUAAUAUUUUAGGUGGUGUAUUUGCAAAUCAUUCAAAUGAAAUUACUUUAAAUGAGUCUGAUGUAAUUGCUUCGGCUGAAGUAGUAGACUCUUUUUCUGCAGCUGUAAGUGCAGUAGCACCUUUAGAUUUAAUGCCAGGAUGCAAAGACCCUUCAGGCAUAAUGUUACCCCAAAAACCAUUCCACUAUUGUAAGUUGAGAACAAUAAAUUACUUCCAAAAAAAAGAGUAAAAUUAAUUAGAUGUAAUAUAUUUAUCACUCACAUAUAUUCACUUUUGUUUAAUUGGAAUUUAAUUUAAUAAACAUUUAUAUGUUUAUAGGUCUUUUUCCAAAAGCUGUGGAGUACAAAUCAUUUAAUAGAGUUUCAAAUCCAUACGAAUGCGAAAUUGGUGGUAACUAUUUGUUAUUCAAGAUCCAUUUGCUAUUGUUAUGGUUAAUUUGGCACUUUCACUUAUAUUUUGCUGUCUUUCCUUUAGGUUUCUUAUUUCUAGGGACAUCAGGUGAACCAGUGAGAGACAUAAUGAAGUACAGUAAACUUGAUAAUCAUUUAGAAAUAAUGAAAAAGACAUUAAAAUGGCGUCACAUUGCCCCAACUUGCCCCGAUACUGUGCCUUGCACACCUUGUACAGAAACUGAUCCAUUUACAAUGUACAAUUGUCCUGCUGUGUAUUUCAGUGGUAAUUGUAAAGAAUUUGCUACUGAUCUAUAUAAAGGUUUAUAUCCUAUUUUGAUUAUAAUAUCUUAAAUAUGUUUUAGGUUACCGAAUAUAAAAAUAUUUCCUAUUUUUUCUUUCAGGAGAAGAAGGCCAAAUUGUAAGAAUUGUAUGUGUUCCUGACUUCUGCGAUACGAAAACUAUUGCCAUUGUUAAUUUAAGUAAUUUGGAAUGCCACUGUAUGAUUUUCUCAUAAAUUUGUUAAAUAAAGUGAAUUUUAAUUUGGAUUUAUUAUAUUAGCUUGUUUCAUAUAAUACUCCAAGGGAAGAUUAACAUAAAAAAAUAUACAAAUAUUGAGGGAAAACAAAAGGCGAUCUUAGUAGUACACAGCAAUUUCUUCCACAC